AUGAUGUCCUACAGGCAGGAAUAUCAUAAUGGCCUUCCAUUGCCAACAGCACACAACACUGUCCUCAUACAUUCCAGUGGUGGAUCUGGAAGCUCCAGUGAAUCUGAAAGUAGUUCGGAAUCUGAUUCAGACAGUGAAACCAGCUCCAGCGAUAGUGAAUGCAAUGAAGAAUCACGUAGCGGAACUCCGGAGCCUGAACCCCCCUCAGCUAACAAAUGGCAGCUGGACAAAUGGUUAAACAAAGUCAAUCCUCACAACAAGACUAUCAUCAGCAAUCAACAUGAUGGUCACGGGGAGAACAGCGUUCCGUCGCAAACCGGGGCUCAGAUGGAAGGACAAAACAAAGGGAAGGUAAACAACAGCUUGUCCUUGCCCGAUUCCAAAGACAGGACCCUCCGCAGCCCCAUCCGAGAGAAAGGCAAACCCCGGGUGGCCCAGAAAACCCCAGCCGAAGUGAAAAGUUCCAAGCAGAAAUCCCCUGUCCACAAUGAGCCGGUCCCACAAAGGACGACUGGGAAGAAGCAGCCCAAAAAAGUCGAAAGAACUUCCAGUGUGGAAGAUUACAAUUGGCCCAAACCAAAUAUGACUAGCAGCACCCCCAAAGACAAGGAGGCGCAAGAGAGCCCAGAACAAGCCAAACUGAGGGCGAAGAUGGCCGCUGGGAAGACCGCUCCAAGGAAGGAGCCUAGGGCCACCACCGGCCCUCCUCUGGAGAAGAAAAAGUACAGAGGUCCCAGCAAAACUUUUCCCAAGUCACGAGAGUUUGUGGAAACGGAUUCGUCCACCUCUGAUUCGAACACCGACCACGAAGAGAGCCUGCAGGCCAAAAGUCUGCAAGGAGGGAGCGGCUCGGACAGCAGCAUCAAAGCCAAGGACUCCAGUAGCAACAUCCUCAGCGUCAGCAGUUUAAUGAGCAAUAACAGCAACACUUCGGUGGACCAGAAUGGGCCAGAUUUGGAAGAGCAGCUUUUCUCACCUCUUCCCAUUGUCCAGAAUGAACCCCUGUCCCCCUUGAAGGAAUUCGAAGAACUCAAGUACCUUUGGGUGAAAAUAGACCUGAGUUUUCUCUCUCGGGUUCCCGGGCAAGAUCUGGACUUUGAGAACAUCUCCGGAAAGGUGGAAGCCCGAGAGGUCAACGUCAAGCAUCGGCGACAGGCGCCCGACUCUCCCUUGCCCCUGGCUGAAAAACCGUCUGCUAAAACCAAAAGGAAGCACAAACAGUCUGAAAAUGUGGACAUAUUUGGCGACAACAAGAAACAACGUUUAGAAGAGUCUCCGGCUUCCUGUUUGCUUCCACCCUGCAUUUCACCGAUACCCAACCAUAGAAUACCCGGCAUAAAAGAAAGCAACUCCAUGAAAAAAAUGACCAAAAAGAGAGAAGAAAAGCUCUUCCCACCUCCCUUGUCUCCUCUGAUGGACGAGACAGCCCCGCGGCAUAACAUCAUGGACAGCAGCUCCUUCAACCAAGAGAACUCCCUACCAAGCUCCUUGCAGACCAACACCUGCUCCAAACACAGGAAGAAUGAGAACAAAUCUUCUGCCAACUCCAAGGGAAUCAGUGAAGAAGACAUUCACAACAGGCCUUCUAAUCCUUUGCUGGAAUCCAGCCACCUCGACAACAAUCUCUGGUUGACAAGUCCCACCUUCACCAACGGGAAUCCUGAAUUGAGAAGACCCAAGAUAACGUUUGAUGAUAUGCUUCACAAUGCUGAUUAUUACAUGCAAGAAGCCAAAAAACUCAAGCAUAAGGCAGAUGCUCUGUUGGAGAAAUUUGGCAAAGCCGUGAAUUAUGCCGACGCGGCGAUCUCCUUCAUCGAAUGCGGGAAUGCUAUGGAGCGUGAUCCGUUAGAGGCGAAAUCUCCAUACACCAUGUACUCCGAGACGGUGGAACUCAUCAGAUAUGCCAUGAGGCUUAAGAAUUUCACGGGGUCUUCCGCCACAGAAGGAGACAAGAAACUUGCAGUCCUCUGCUACCGCUGCUUAUCCCUCCUCUAUUUGAGAAUGUUUAAACUGAAGAAGGAUCAUGCAAUGAAGUACUCCAGAUCCUUGAUGGAAUAUUUUAAGAAUUCAUCCAAAGUUUCACAGGCCCCUUCUCCUUGGGGUGGCAAGAGCACAGAAACGCCAUCCCCUAUGUCUCUGAGCCCCUCACCCAUCAGCAACCUUGGGAGUACCACAAGCACGGCAGGCUCCUCUUCGGUGGGGACUGUCAGCAUCCCCCAACGGAUCCACCACAUGGCUGCCAGCCAUGUCAACAUCACCAACAAUGUCUUGCGGAGCUACGAACAUUGGGACAUGGCUGACAAACUGACAAAAGAAAACAAAGAGUUCUUCAUAGACUUGGACUUGGUGAUGGGUCCAUUGACACAACACAGCAGUAUGACCAACCUGGUCCGUUACAUUCGUCAAGGACUCCAUUGGCUUCGCACCGAAGCACACUUGUUGUAGUGACGGCCACGCCCCCCUGUCACAACUCCAUCCCGUU
This is a messenger RNA of Notechis scutatus (mainland tiger snake), 2482 nucleotides long. Lineage: Eukaryota; Metazoa; Chordata; Lepidosauria; Squamata; Elapidae. The record is from RefSeq and is a predicted model, not a curated record.